AUGGAUUCAGGAUAUGCAGAAGAGGAGAAGAAUGGAUCCCCUCCUGUGCGUCUAUCUUUCAAUUCCCCCCACUCCUUUUUAGUCAAGGCACUCUAUUCGAAUUCGUUCAUAUGUCAAGUGUCAUCGACCAACAUGGCAAAUUACCGGACCGCGUACGCUUUUGCAAGGGAAAUGCACCCAAAAACUGAAAAAGCAGACAUCCAAUAUGGUACUUCAGGAUUUAGAACGAGGGCUAAUAAAUUGGGCUACGUUAUGUAUCGUAUGGGAUUAUUGGCGGUGUUAAGGGCUAGAUAUAAAAACGCAACAAUUGGAGCAAUGAUAACUGCAUCUCAUAAUCCAGAACAUGAUAAUGGAGUGAAAUUGGUAGAUCCACACGGUGAAUUAUUAGAACAAAGUUGGGAGGAGUGGGCGACUAAAUUUGCGAAUGUUGGUGAUGAUCAACUUGAAGCAAUUAUAGCUGAAAUCAUUAAAGAGUAUAACAUCCCAAUGACUGAAAGGGUUCAUAUUUACGUUGGUAAAGAUACCAGACCAAGUAGUCCUAGUUUGGCAAAAUCCUUAAUGGACGGAGUUUUGGCUUUAGGUGGAAAACCGGUCGAUUUCGGUAUCGUAACGACCCCACAACUGCAUUAUUUCGUCGCCUGCAAAAACACGAAACAAGAAUACGGUGUGGCUACCGAAGAAGGUUAUUACAACAAAUUAAUCACCGCGUUCUUAAAACUUAGAAACAACGGAUACACUAAAGGAAAUUACGUUAAUAGGAUAUUUUACGAUGGUGCUAAUGGUGUGGGUGCUAAAAAAAUUAAACCAUUUAUUGAACGAUUGGGGCAAACGUUAAAAAUUGAAAUGUAUAACGAUGAAGGAAUCGGAACCGGAAAAUUAAAUCAUUUGUGUGGAGCUGAUUUUGUUAAAUCACAAUUAUCAUUUCCAAACGGUGUCCCACCAGAGCAAAACGUUCGUUGUGCCUCAGUGGAUGGAGACGCUGAUCGCGUCGUUUAUUAUUUCAUUGAUGAAAAUGGCCAAUUUCAUCUUUUAGACGGCGAUAGAAUCGCUACUUUAGUCGCAGGAUAUUUAAAGGAUCUCUUAUCAGAUAUUGGACUUGAUUUUAAUUUAGGUUUAGUUCAAACUGCCUAUGCAAACGGUGCCUCAACAGAAUAUAUUACUAAACAAUUGAAUGUUCCUGUGGCUUGUGUAUCAACAGGAGUCAAACAUCUCCAUAGUAAAGCUUUAGAUUACGAAAUUGGUGUAUAUUUUGAAGCAAACGGUCAUGGAACAGUUAUUUUUAAAAAAUCUGUUAAAGAUAAAAUCAAAACAAUCUUAGAUAACGAAAAUUCAUCGGAAACUCAAAAAGAAGCCGCAAAAAGACUAUUAAUUUUAAUCAAUUUAAUCAACGAAACUGUUGGGGAUGCGAUUUCCGAUUUACUAUUAGUAGAAACGAUUUUAUUGGCUAAAGGGUGGGACGUUAAAGAUUGGGAAUCAAUGUACACCGAACUACCAAACAGACUACUAAAAGUAACCGUUCAAGAUCGAUAUAGUAUAACCACGAAAGAUGCGUCUCGAAUUUGUGUUACUCCCGAGGGAUUACAAGCGGAGAUUGAUGCUUUAGUUGCGAAAUAUAAUAAAGGAAGGUCGUUUGUACGUCCCUCCGGUACUGAAGAUUGUGUUAGGAUAUACGCCGAAGCUGAAACAAGGGAAGAUGCGGAUAAAUUGGCUGUUGAAGUUGCUAAGAAAGUGUAUGAGAUGGCGGGUGGUAUUGGUGAUAUUCCCGAAAUAAUAACACAAUAGAGAAAAGAAAUUGAAGAUAAAACUCAAUUUUUGCAUUUUACUAACCGCUUAUCUCGAAUCACGCCACAAAAAAAAAUAGUUAUACCUACAGGCUUCAAUUAUUCAUCUUUUUUUUCUUAUUCUUUAUAUUACAAAAAAUUUUGAAAUAAUUUAAAAACAAAAAGAAUAGUUUUAAAAAAUCAUAAAAAUAAAAUAGCAUGGUGAUGGUAUAAAUUCAUUUUAUGUCUGUAUUAGGCUUUAUGAACCCAUCUGAAAUUAUUGGCCUCACGUGAUACGAAAAUGAUUUUAUCGCUCUGCCAUAAACAUUUGGAAUCGUCCAUAAAGUCCUAACUUAUGGACACAUUACAUAAAUAGCAACUUUUUUCUACUUUUGUAUCUUUUACUAAUAAAAAUAAGGAUAAAGAGUGCAAUAUAUACACGUAACUCCUUUAUUAUCUAUCUUGUA
This is a messenger RNA of Onthophagus taurus, 2227 nucleotides long. It is a transcript of the gene nst, whose product is annotated as phosphoglucomutase 3-like protein nst. Gene Ontology annotation, biological process: carbohydrate metabolic process; UDP-N-acetylglucosamine biosynthetic process. The record is from RefSeq and is a predicted model, not a curated record. Gene Ontology annotation, molecular function: phosphoacetylglucosamine mutase activity. Lineage: Eukaryota; Metazoa; Arthropoda; Insecta; Coleoptera; Scarabaeidae.